GCCCUGUAAUGAUGUCUGACAGGGAUCGGAGGAAUUUCAAUUCCCUUGGCUUACGUGCAGAGUAAUCUAGACAUGCCGAACCUCCAGCAGGAUUCAUCAAUGGAUCUUAACCCGAAAUCGAAUACACACAAUUGACCCUGUUUAACAUUCUCUAAUGCAGUCCUCUGAGUCUGCGGCAUCCGCCCAGCUAGGUUCCUUAGCCGACUCCGAUACUUCUACUGUCGUCACCAAGAGGCGUCCUAUCCCUCGAAAAGGCCAUACCAAGUCUCGGGCAGGUUGCUCUAGUUGCAAACGGAGAAGAGUAAAAUGCGACUUGACCACACCAGAAUGCGGUGCCUGCGAGCGCUUAGGCCUGGAGUGCGAAUACCUGAAUAAGACCAGACAUGGUAGUCAAAACUCAGCGGUUGUCAUCUCACGACCACUGCGAACUGACUCGGUUAUGUUCGAUUACAAUGAUCUGAACUUCUUUCGACAUUUCCUCUUUGAAGCCUAUCCUCCUCUGCCCAUAGAUGGAUUCACAGUGUGGCAAAUGGCCUCACAGCGUUCACAUUCAUACGAUUUCUUACUGCACUCUAUGCUUGGACUUGGAGCAUCUCAUCUAAGUUUACUAACACCUCAUGGGUAUGAGAAAGCGGCAUUGAAGCAUCGAGUUCUUGCUAUCAGUGCCUUGAAUAAGCACCUUGCAAAACCUGGUCUCACCAAUCAAGACGCCGAAGCAGCUUUUGGGGCGAUGCUUAACUUGACCUUUCAAUCUGCGUAUAUGAACGACGGGCUCAUAGACUUUCUCACUAUGGUCAGAGGUUGCUGGCUCGUCGGUACACAACCUUAUGUCGAUCUAGAUCAUACCAUCUUCAAGACAUUCGGGCGUGUAAGUUACCUCGAAAGAGUUAAGGCUCUAAUACAAGAUGGCCAUGAAACGAAUCAUUAUCUGGAUAAAGUUAUCACCGAGGGAUUCUGUCAAAGUGUGCAGAAGCUUGGUCCGCUGUGCCACAGCGUUGCUGAGUUAAAAUACUUAGCCCAUAUGCAAAGAAUCGCCACUCUAGCAUCUACAAACCCUGCAGAAAGCUACCAUGAGCUCACAUUCCUGUAUGAUGGGCUUGGAAACCUAAGCAGUAACGACUUUGCUUCGUUCAUCGACCCCACGAAUCAUGCUUCACAGCUCGUUAUCCUGCACAUGCUGGUUCUUGAGUUUGUCAUGAGCAGGAAAUCAGUCGAAGGAGACAAGAGAUCUGCAUUGGGGAAGAAAGGUUACCACUGUAGAAAGGCAAUGUCCAAGGUCUGGGUGCAGCAGAUUCUCCGAAAGCUUCCUGCUGAGUACUACGAAUAUGGCGAGUGGCCCCUGAGGUUCAUCAACAGUCUCAAUUACUCGUUUGACGACGAAGACCAAGUUUGGAAGCCUUUCUUUCUAAGCAAUGGUAGAACAGUUGUACCAGCAGGAGAGACGCUUUCUUUAGCUGUAAUAUAGCUUUGGAGUCUACAAACACUACUGGGCGUAGUCACGUCUCUAAGACAACUGAACUACUACUACUAAACCAGCCAACCCAACCCAAAUCCGUCUUUCUGCUAUUCAGCACAAUCUCGGAAAGAAUGUUGACGAAACACCUGUCAGAAUCUCCGUAUACUCUUGGUCAACUGGUCGCCCAUACAAAGACUAAUUGUGGCCCUGAGCAAGCUCGAUGAUAUCUUCAGUCCGAACAGACUUAUGCCGGCCGCUACUUCUUCCAAGAUAUCGACUUGGGUGGUAGAAACAAAAGAUACCUAUAGCACCAGCCAUCGGCAAGCUUUCGAAAACCCAGAAGAGCCACUCAUGGCUGAAUGCAUAUGUGUCUCUCCCUCCAGCAAACUCAACAACACGAAAGAUGCAACGGGCCUAUCAAGUUAGCUUGCGUUGCAACAAUGUUCAGGACACCUACCAUGAUCAAGAUACUCGAGAUGUAAACUGCAAGGACAACUUUCUGCCAACCUCUGGGUGCAUCCUCAACAGCCAUACGAAGAGCAAGAACAUGAAAGCCCCUAAACACGCAAAGGAAAAGAGAGAAGGCGGCGAGUUGAAAUACCAACCCGACUAUGAGAACCUUCACCCCAAUCCUCUCCAUCUCUCCUUGCCAGUUAUCCGAACUUGCGAUACCAGAGCCGCUGCCUUGAAUGAGAAAGGCGAUUACAUCGCAGAAAACAAAUAUCGGGGUAAGGCGACGGCCUGGAAUUCGGAGGAUGCGGUGAUGGGACGGAGGAAGAACGGCGAGGAUCAUACGGCUAAUAAGAAGGUAAUUUCCAGCAGCGAUAAGGACCGGAGCGAGAACCGUGUAAGUGAGCGUUAAGACAAAAGGCGUCUGCCGUGUUCGUUAGAAAUGAGAAGAGACUCAACAGUAAAGGACCAACGUACUAUCUCUGACUGGUUUUGAACAGAAUGGAUUCUGAGAUUAUAAGCAGCAACUUCAAUGGCUGAGCCUAUAACUACGACAAUGAAGUACCAGGCUCGGUACUUGAUCAGAGUGAGAUAUGCAAUGGCAAGGAAGAUUAUGCCAUAGACAACAGUACCAACCACAGCAAGUGGGAAGGAUGGAUCAUACAUCCAGAUGGACUCUUGAUCUUGCAUAUUGAUUCAGUUGUUCGAGCACUUAAAGAUGGUAUGAGAAUAUUGAUAUUCGUAUAGAUCGCUGACUUGUCUUGCUAUGAUCAUCUCAUCAUCCAGCAUCAAUUCUAUAUACAUUUUUUACAAUAGCGAGGCCACGAAUUUCAUCAUUUCUGAAU
Messenger RNA from Fusarium odoratissimum NRRL 54006, 2751 nucleotides. RefSeq lists its product as uncharacterized. The transcript is spliced from 4 exons. Lineage: Eukaryota; Fungi; Ascomycota; Sordariomycetes; Hypocreales; Nectriaceae. The coding region runs from base 155 to 1465 and encodes 436 amino acids. Gene Ontology annotation, biological process: regulation of transcription by RNA polymerase II. The record is from RefSeq and is a predicted model, not a curated record. Gene Ontology annotation, molecular function: DNA-binding transcription activator activity, RNA polymerase II-specific; zinc ion binding.